AUGGACUCUAAAGGCGGUUUAAUAUCGAAAUUCCUGUCACCAACUCAACAGUUCGCUCUAGUUAAUGAUUUGAUAUUUGCUAAUCGAUUCGAUGAAGCUAUAGAAAUUGUUAUAUUUACAAAUGUUGAUCUAUCUAAAGAAGAUAAAGUUUUAGAUUAUAUCUUUGAAUCAUUUAAAGAUGAAUUGUAUGAAAAAUUCAGUCAUGUCGAGACUGCAAUGGGUGAAAAAAAUGCAUUGGAGACAAUAUUGGAUGAUUCACAAUUGAAAACUUAUGUUAGUUUGAUUGACCAUAUUCCAAGUUUAUGCUUAAAGGUCGAAGUAUGGUUGAAAAGGAAAUUCAUCAAUUACAUUGCAGCUAACAAUGUUAGACUAUUUGACAAGGAAUUUUAUGAUAAUGUUACAUGGAAAUUUAUUAGUAAAUAUAAUUGUAAUAUUGAAAACAUUUUUGAUGAUCAUAUACAGAUUGAGGAUUCUGAGAUUGAAUUACUGUUGACUCUAUUAGAGAAAAUAUUUCUUUGGACUGACAAAAUAUCAAAAAAACGUGAUAUGGAAUUAGAUGGAAUUAUUUUAUGUCUUCAAGGUUCUAAUAUUGAAGCCGUUGCCGUAUCAAGUUCAAAAUUAAUGAGAUGGAAAGAACUAAGUAUUGUUAAUAAUUGUUUAGAAGAUAAAACAUUUGAUAAAUUAACUUGGAAAUCUAUAGAACAUAUCUACAAGAAUGUUGGAACAAAUGAAUGGAAAGAAAGAAAUGCUUUAUGUUUUCACUUGAGAUACCUUACAGUUCCAGAAGAUAAUACUAGUAACCUGUUUUCUUUUAUAAAGAAAAAUUCUUAUUGGAAGCAACUCCAACUAGCUUUAAACCAUAGAAUCCAUGAAUUUAGGAAAUUAGCAUUGUCAAUCCUGAAAUUGACAAUAAGAAGACUAGUAGAUAUCUCUGAACCGUUUGAAACAGAGUUAUUCUCUUGGAACCCAUCAACAAAGGUUCAAUUUUUAAAAUCGUGGGAGAAAUUUACAACGUUGUAUGAAAUUGUUGCUUUGGAUACUGCUCUUAAUCAAAUUCAGGCUGCUCGUCAAGAUAUAUUAAAUCUCUUCAAUGACAAAAAUGUUCCUCCAAGUUGGAGUUUAAUCUUAUUUGCUACUGGUUUACAUGCAUCUAUGGAAAGUGUUAGAAAAUACAUAUUAUCAUUAGUCUUUCAAGUAGAAGACCUUGCUGUAUUCAGUAGUAAUAUAGAUAUUCUGCAAGAUACAAUUCUUCCAUGUACCAUGCAAGCACAAUUUUACAAUGUCGAAUCCCUAGAUUGUCCUUUUGGUGCCAAGGUAUCUGAUUUUGUCUCUCAAAUUUUGGAUGCAUCAGAAUCGAAGAGAUCAGAGAUUUUAACUUGUGUCUUUAAUCGUUUAAUAAAAGAAGGGUUAUCUUUUGAUCCAGCUAGGAUUUAUAUGUCCUACGGAAUAUUGAAUUAUCUAGAAAGUACAAAUACUUCCAAGUUAUCAUUAGAAAAUAUCGGUCAAUUGCGUAAAUUAUUUGAAUUCGAAUGUGAAGAAGAAAUUUUUGAAAUGGCGCAACAAACCAUUUAUUUGAAAAUGCUUCUUUAUGUCCAACCUAGUGUUUGUAUCCAACAGUGGUUAGAGGCAUUGAAGACACAUUUAAUUUGUACUCAUUAUGACUUUAAAUACUUCAGAAAAUUAGUUUUCGAGUUUAAGAAUUAUGCCACACACAAAUUUAACGUGGAAACGUUCACUGAACAAUUAUACAAAGAUUAUGGUAUAUUAUUGUAUUUAUUAUUUGAUAUUCGUCCUGCGAAUCCAACAAAGGAGUUUUUAGUUGCAUUAUGCAAAUCUGAUUUACUAAAUAAUGAACCAUUCAAAGAUGAUAUUUAUAAUACCAUUGAAAAUUGCCUAAACUCUGAUGAUAUAUUAGACAACGAUAUGUCAACUUUAAUUGAAUACCUGAACUCAGAUAAAAAAAGUAUUGAAAAGUUAUACAAUAUUUCUAAUAUGAAAAAAAUUAAUGAUAAAAUUAAUGAAACUCGUUUAGGAUGUGCAUGCAAAAUCUCUUCAUUUUAUCUUAAACUAGGAAAAGAUGGAAACGAAGAAAUUACGCUUGUAAACAUGUUUCCAAUUUACAAAAAAAUGGUAUUAUAUUACAACAAUGAAGGCCGGAGUACACCUAUUGUUACGAAGGAUAAAACAUUUGCUUCAUUUAUUAAUCUAAUUUUUGAUAUCUUAAAACAAGAUCUAAGGAAAGAGAUCUCACAUAUCGAAGAUGUAUUGGUGAUGUCCUUGAGUUGUGUAGAAAAAGAUAACGGUCACUUUCACGGUAAUCUAGCAAUUGCAGAGCUAAUAGCAUAUUUAUUGGAUCAUAUUUUCACCCUUCUAACUGAACAAAAGUCAAAACUUUCUAUGAUGUCGAUGAUGUUUACAAUUAUGUCAGCGAUUUGGGAUACCUUAAAUAGUGACAGAUUAGUAUUGAAAGAAAGAGCUUUGCAUUUGAAAGUUAUUGAAACAUUAUUCCACAAAGAAUUCUUAAAACAUGUUACAACUGGUAAGGAUGAUAUUGCUACCUCUAUGGGACUUUCAUUACCAGAUAUUGGGCGUGAUAUCUGUAAUGUAAGUGUUUCCCGAAGAGGCCUUUUACCAUUAUUGGGGAAACAAAUAUUUGAAUUUUCCAAACUAAUUAAAAAUGAUAUCAAAUAUGGUAAUAAUUAUUUCGGUUUAGUUAUUAUUUCUGUACAUAGUUUCAUUCAAGGGCAAAUUUCUGAUAAUAUCUUUAAGUUGAAACCUGUUAUUGGCAAGUUUUAUGAUUCAGAAUUGAAAGGUGAAUCAAAUAGUAGACUAUCUUUAUAUGAAGAAGUAUAUGGUCUACCAGAGUUUACCGUUAGAACGUCGGUGAUCAAUGCGAUUAUCAAUUUUAAUGACGAAUUUAGGGGUGAAUUAAUUAAAUACAUCAUGACUGAGACAAAUGCGUUAGAUGCUAUAAAGAGAAUCGAUGGUCCAGAAGAAACUGAAAGAGUCCUAUUAUGGGAACUCUCAUUAUUAUGUCUAGCGUUAAUGGAAUCUGUAGACACUGACCAUAAAAUUGUUUACACCAUUAUUGAAACUUUAAGAUCUGAGGCAUCUCCACUUGUUAGAAUACUUAAAGAAUGGUAUGUUUCAUUUGUAUUUACCGCAUCUAACUGUGAAGGUACAGAUAAAUUUGAUGAAUCAAGAUUAUUUGAACUUUUAGAAGAGGAUUUUCUACCCGUUUCCGCAGUUAGUGCAGAAAAGAUCUUAUACAUUUCUUUGAGAGGUCUAUUCGAUUCGAAACCUAGUAGUAGAGCAAAUGAAUUAUUAGAUAAAUUUGUUUCAUCACUGAUUACAAAUGCAACAUCUAACAAACCAUUAAUAAGACAUUUCUCAAACUCAUUAAUUUUGUCUUUCUGGCCUGCAUUUAAGGAUAAACUAAAGAACAAUGAUAAUUUGAAUGCAAUAUUUGAAAAACUUUAUAUCAAUGCUAAACGUACACAACAAGUUGGGAGGUUCAGAGCAGGUGAUGCCAAUACAUGGAAUGUGCUUAAUUUGACGUUAACUAAUAUAUUUGGUGGUAUGCUGAAAAAAAUGACUGAUCAUGAUAUAACCUACAUUUCAAAAGAUGAAUUUGCUCUGUAUUUAUAUGAUCUUCCAUCAACUGUGGAAAUAGGUGAAGAUGAAGAAUCACAAUGGUUAAGUAAAAGAGCCACAAGGGGGUCCGGGAAUAAGAAUAACAAAUUCGAAAGUUCUGUUGAUGGUCCAUCUCCUUUACAAACAAAGAGUGGAGCAUGGGAAACUGUUCUAGACUUGGAUAACGACAAAUCUAACGAAUCAAUCAAUAGAUCUGAUUUAAUUGUUGUUUCAUCCCUGGUUGAUAAACCACCUAACCUUGGUGGGAUCUGUAGAUUAUGUGAUGUAUUAGGUGUGGGAUUAUUAACAGUUCAAGAUAUUAGAGUCAAACAGCACCCACAAUUUAAGAAUGUUGCUGUCACAGCUGAUAAAUGGAUGCCAAUGAAGGAAGUCCCAGUGGCCAAUAUUACAGAUUUCAUGAAAGAAAAGAAGAAAGAGGGAUAUACUUUGAUUGGUUUAGAACAAACUGAUAGAUCUGUAAAGUUAGAUGCUGAAUACAAAUUCCCUAAAAAAUCCUUAAUUCUGUUAGGUACUGAAAAACAUGGUAUUCCUGGUGAUUUAUUAAGCGAACUUGAUCUUUGUUUAGAGAUACAACAAUUUGGUAUUAUUAGAUCAAUGAAUAUUCAAACCGCAACAGCUGUUAUUGUUCAUUCUUAUACAAUUCAACAUAUGUAA
Molecule: messenger RNA, 4308 nt
Organism: Maudiozyma barnettii
Lineage: Eukaryota; Fungi; Ascomycota; Saccharomycetes; Saccharomycetales; Saccharomycetaceae
Gene: TRM3
Product: tRNA (guanosine(18)-2'-O)-methyltransferase
Exons: 1
Coding region: 1-4308 (1435 amino acids)
Biological process (GO): tRNA methylation
Molecular function (GO): tRNA (guanine) methyltransferase activity; RNA binding
Source: RefSeq, a predicted model, not a curated record